AUGAUAGUACAAACAUGUAUCUAUACAACAUUCAACGUUGAUGAUUUUAAUAUAAAUCAUCAAACAUUACUAAAAAUAUUAAUUGAAUAUGUUUAUCGUUACAUUCAAUCAUGUCCAAAUAGUUAUGUUAGCGCUAUAAUUAUUGAAAAUCCAUUACCCGUAUUUGGUUUGAUUACAAAUGAAAUAUUAUCAGUAUUAUCGAAUUUAUCGGAUAAAACAAUUCUUAUUCCAUACUUUAUCAGUCUUGGUUAUUCUGAAAUUAUUUUAAAAUUUUUAAAUGUGUCAUCAAAAAUAAAUGAUGAAAAUUAA
Molecule: messenger RNA, 309 nt
Organism: Didymodactylos carnosus
Lineage: Eukaryota; Metazoa; Rotifera; Eurotatoria; Philodinida; Philodinidae
Source: the annotation of a GenBank genome assembly